Messenger RNA from Ilyonectria robusta, 2979 nucleotides. RefSeq names its product fungal-specific transcription factor domain-containing protein. The transcript has 3 exons. Gene Ontology annotation, cellular component: chromatin. NCBI's taxonomy places the organism in Eukaryota, Fungi, Ascomycota, Sordariomycetes, Hypocreales, Nectriaceae. The record is from RefSeq and is a predicted model, not a curated record. Gene Ontology annotation, molecular function: zinc ion binding; DNA-binding transcription factor activity, RNA polymerase II-specific; RNA polymerase II cis-regulatory region sequence-specific DNA binding. The coding region runs from base 1 to 2979 and encodes 992 amino acids. Gene Ontology annotation, biological process: regulation of transcription by RNA polymerase II; DNA-templated transcription.
AUGCAACCCCACGAUCGAGGUCGUCGACGAAGUCGCUCGCCCGAAAAUGACGGCGGCGACCAGGAUGCAAAGGCAGAAGACGUCAACGACGGCCCCAACGGGGCCUCAUCCAACUCAGAUGGUCCCGGUCCCGCAAGGAAAAGGCGACGGAGUCGCAAAGGCCUCGACAAGCGAUUUGAGUGUUCGUCCGAAGGCUGUGGGAAGAGUUACUCUAGGGCAGAGCAUCUGUAUCGCCAUCAGCUCAAUCACAACUCGAAGCAAACAUACCACUGCAACUUCCCUAACUGCACCCGAACAUUUGUUCGGGGAGAUUUGUUGAAGCGCCACAUGGACCGUCACGCCGCCAAGGGAUCCCAGCUUAAUCAAAGGGACUCUAUGGCUGGACAUAUCGCCCCAGUUCUGGCCCCGGGCCCCAACUCCCCAGAAUUCAACCGAAACUCGAUGGAUUAUUCCAAACCCCGAUCGUCCCAUAUGCAAUAUCAGGCUCAGCAAGAUCCCUCUGGGGGGCCUUACUCUCCCUUGACAACCCCUCAGGGCAUAUUUACAAACGGGGGUCUUUCGAAUGGAAUGGACACCUAUGGAGCACAGAACCAGGGCUACGAUAAUCGACCACCACAACUUUCCCAGCCGCACUCGCCUUCGGUAUCGCAACGCCAGUCCAUGCCGACCAAUGCUACACCCUUCGGUGUUAUGUCGCCCAUCGCCAACCCGCAAGGCUUCCCAAAAUCGCAGAACAACAUGCCUCAGUCCAGUAGCUUUGUCUCGCAACAGAAUGUGAUGCCAAUGAACCUACCUCCGUCGCAGUUCUCUAAUGGCCAGAACCAGACGUCGCAUGAAACUGGACAGCCCUAUGGCGCCACUACCGCUGCCGAAUACUCGGAGCCUGGGACUACUCAGGCUGGUGAGCUGAUGAUGUUGGAUCAGAUGUCAAUACCUGGAACUGUUCCCGUGUUCGGUGGUGAUGGGGAUCUUAAUAAGUCCCCAUAUGUCGGAAUGCCGGAGGAUUUUAUGGCUUACCUGUUCAACUCACCUGGUCCGUCAAACAUGACUCCCGUGAUACCGCCUGGGUACUCAAAUUACGGAGACUUGCAAAACAGCCAGUUCAACAUGUCACUAUUGAGUGGCGAUGGUGCUCCACUAGGAUACUUCCCAACAGCUCCGCAGACGGUGAUGGCGGUCAACAAUCUCUUGGAGCAGCAAGUUCCAGAGGCCACGAUUUCCGAGGAAAAGAGUCAGGAACUAUUCGAUUUCAUCAAGGAGCGCUUCCACGACAACAAGCAUGCACCCGUUGAUCGCCAGUGGGAUGGUAUCCUGGAAGGUGACCGCGCCAACGGCGACCAUAUGCUGAGCAAGAGGAUGAUGCAGGCUUAUAUUGGCUCAUACUGGUAUCACUUUAGCGACCAGAUGCCAAUUCUUCACAAGCCGACAUUUUCUCCCGACAGAACACCAAACUUGCUGUUGUUGUCCAUGAUGGCAAUUGGAGGUGCCUGUCUGGACCGAACUCACGGACACAAGGUUACAAAGGCUGGUGCUCAGCUAUCCAACUUCCUUGCCUGGCACCUACGGUGGGAUAUAUUCAUGGACCUAAACUUCCGGCCCCCAGCCAAACUCUGGGUUUUCCAAGCUCUCAUUCUUCUGGAGCUGUACGAGAAGAUGUACUCGUCGAGAGAGCUGCACGAACGGGCUCAUAUCCACCAUGCAACAACCAUUACACUGAUGCGCCGUGGCCGUUCCUUGAUCGGCAAGUCUGCUUUGGAGUCACCACCAAAUCCAAGGGAUAGCUCCAACGGAUCCCGCCAGUCCUCAACAUCAAGUCUCGCCCCGACUGCGGAGAAGUGGUGGGAACAUUGGGUGACCAACGAAGCCACGCGGCGUGCGGCCUUUGCAGCCUUCGUAAUUGACUCGAUCCAUGCCACCAUGUUUGGGCAUUCAGCUGUCAUGGUCGCUCAUGAGAUGAGACUGCCCUUGCCUUGCGAUGAUGCGAUGUGGCGGGCAGGUAGCAGUGCGGAAGUUUGGAGGAUUGAAUCAAAUUUGAUGUCAAACGGUAUCAAACCGAUGUCAUUCUUGGAAGGUCUCAAGCGAACCUUGAGUAACCAAGAUGUGCGAACAAACUCCUUUGGAAGAACUGUUCUAAUGGCAGGACUCCUGAGUGUCUCGUGGCAUAUGCACCAACGAGACCUCCAGGUCAAUGUCCUGGGCGGAGGAAUCAUCCAAGCCCUUGGAGGCCGUGACAGAUGGCGUGCCACUCUGACACGAGCAUAUGACACCUGGAAGGCAGACUUUGACAAGUCGCUAGAACAGUACGAACCUUCGACCGACCCAUACCAAGACAACAUCAUGAAAAAGACCGAGUUCAAUGUUGUCUUUGAGAGCCGCACAGUUUUGCAUCAUCUGGCGCACAUGGCUAUGCAUGCUGACAUUGUCGACUGCCAGAUGUUUGCCCGAGCAAAGCGUCUUCUUGGUCGAGCCAUCGGCCCACAGGAGUUUGGCAGCGCUCAAAGGCGAAUCAAGGAUCACUGGGCACAUUCCGCCAGGGCCAGAGACGCAACGUUCUAUGCUCUCAAGUUUCUAUGCUCAGUCCUCGCACCUGACCAAGUGACACCAGCGCAUGCGGGAGGGUACCACCUGGAUGAGCCAUACGACGCUCGUGACGAUGUCCUCCUCAAUCGCCCAUGGGUUCUUUACUUUGCAGCCCUAGUUGUAUGGUGUUAUGGCUUCGCCCUAGAGGGGCCCUGUCCGAGUGCCCCAAUUCCCACUACUCGACAAGAAAAGCUUCAAUACAUGAGGGAGUACUUCGUCCGAUUCGGCACCAUUGAGAACCCUGGAAACUUGCAAGGAAAGACGGGCAUUAAUGGGAACACGGCGCUCUUGAUGAUCCUGAAGGACACGUUUGAAACUACCCGGUGGGAGCUCUUGCAUGAAGCUUCAACCCUCCUGAACAAUUGCAUUGUCCUCAACUCGGGCGGUACAAUCCACUGA